Messenger RNA from Torulaspora delbrueckii, 1485 nucleotides. RefSeq names its product glycosyltransferase family 15 protein. The record is from RefSeq and is a predicted model, not a curated record. Gene Ontology annotation, cellular component: Golgi apparatus; membrane. Gene Ontology annotation, biological process: protein N-linked glycosylation; protein O-linked glycosylation; cell wall mannoprotein biosynthetic process. The transcript has a single exon. Gene Ontology annotation, molecular function: alpha-1,2-mannosyltransferase activity. NCBI's taxonomy places the organism in Eukaryota, Fungi, Ascomycota, Saccharomycetes, Saccharomycetales, Saccharomycetaceae. Bases 1 to 1485 code for a protein of 494 amino acids.
AUGGCGAUCUUUGUUAGUAAGAGGUUACUAAGAUUUGGCCUGUUGGCUGCUCUUUGCUUGGGUUUAGUCCUAUUCUUGACGAAGUCUACUGAAGUCGGUGAAGCGUCUGUUUUGAAUGGAGUUCUUCCAGAUUUACCCCAAUGGAGUACUUCUAGUCUAUUUGGUGGAAGUCAAAUAGAUACUUUGACUGCAGAAGAAAAAGAAGCUGAGAAGCUGAGACAACAAGCUGAUGAGGCAUUGGCAGCUAUUCAUGCUGAUCCUAACUCUCUUCCGAUCGAUGAACAACAUCUAGAUGAAGCAGCCAAAGCUUUGAAGGAUAGCUCCCAGGAAUUGGGUGAGAAGGAAAAGGAAAAGGCAAUGAAUGAUCCUGCUGCCGCUGGCUCGAAGCCAGAAGCUGUUAGCCCUGUGAUCGAUCCAGCUAGAGAUAUGGAAUCAGAUCCCGCAAAUAAUGCUAAGGCUUUGGGGGCUACCUUGGAUUUCAUGGCGCCAUCUUAUGCUACUAAAGGCCAAAGACCAAAAGCUGCCUUUGUCGUUCUGGUUAGAAACAGUGAAUUGAGCGAAAUCCUACCAUCCAUCAAGAACGUUGAAGCCAAGUUUAACAAGCAAUUCAAAUAUCCAUGGGUGUUUUUCAAUGAAGAGCCUUUCACCGAUGUCUUUAAAGAGAAGGUCAGGAUGGCGAUCAGUUCUGAGGCUGAAUUUGGAUUGAUUCCAAAAGAACAUUGGUCCUACCCAGCGGAUAUUGACCAAGAGAAGGCAGCUGCCUCAAGAGCAAAGAUGCAGGAAGAAGGUGUCAUCUACGGUGCAUUGGAGUCUUAUAGACAUAUGUGCCGUUUCCAAUCUGGAUUCUUUUGGAGAGAGAAGCUCUUGGAGAAGUACGAUUGGUACUGGAGAGUCGAACCAAACACCAAGCUUUACUGUGAUAUCAAUUACGAUGUCUUUCAAUGGAUGCAGGACAAUGAAAAGACCUACGGGUUCACAAUCACAAUUCAUGAGUAUGAGAGAACUAUUCAAACGUUGUGGUCCACAGUUAAAUCGUUCUUGAAGGAGAACCCAAGUGUUGUGAACAAAAAGAAUUUGAUGAAGUUCAUUUCAAAUGACAAGGGAAAAACCUACAAUCUAUGUCAUUUCUGGUCGAACUUUGAGAUCGCCAAUUUGAACUUUUGGAGAUCUCCUGCUUAUAGAGCAUUCUUUGACUAUUUGGACAAAUCUGGUGGGUUUUUUUACGAGAGAUGGGGUGACGCUCCUGUUCAUUCUAUCGCUGCUUCAUUGUUCCUACCCAAGGAUAAGAUUCAUUACUUCUCGGACAUUGGCUACCACCAUAACCCAUAUGAUAACUGUCCCUUAGAUAACAACGUAUUCUCGUCAAACAACUGUGAAUGUGAUCAAGGCAACGAUUUUACAUUCCAAGGUUACGCAUGUGGUGUGGAAUACUACGACGCUCAAGGUUUGACCAAACCUCAAGGCUGGCAGAAGUUCCGUCAGUAA